This is a messenger RNA of Nannochloropsis gaditana CCMP526, 1417 nucleotides long. RefSeq names its product alpha beta hydrolase fold protein. The coding region runs from base 143 to 1417 and encodes 424 amino acids. The transcript is spliced from 3 exons. The record is from RefSeq and is a predicted model, not a curated record.
AAAGUCCUUCGAAUUGGACGCAGGCGGCUUUUCUUGACAGCCGCGGUUGCAUUUCCCCUUUUUUCAAAACUGGAGCCCUCAUCAGCGCAAGCGCCAUAUUACCGAAUCCGAACGUAGAUUUCGCAGCCCGACCUCCUCUCCCAUGGCGUGCUACUUUCCUGUCUCCCUCUUCCCUUUGAUCGCCUCCAUCACCUUUUUAACCAACCUCCCAAGUACGACAUAUGCGUUUCAUGCUCUUCGACCUCCAGCUCCCCUCUCGACGACGACAUCAUCCCAUUUACGCUCUUCCAUCCCACGAGCGCCUUCAUUUCGACGCGGCAUUCUGUCAAUUCCUUCCUCCUCCUACCCAUCAACCUGCUUGGAGGCCACCACCUCCCUCUCUCCUUCCUCCCUUCCAACUCCUUCAUCCCCCCUCCCGUACGAGGAGGAGCUCCUCGCCCUCCCUGAUGGCCUCACUGUCGCCGCCAAAGUGUGGGGCCCGGCCUCGGGCCCCCCUGUCCUCGCCCUGCACGGAUGGCUUGACAACGCCAACACAUUCGACCGACUGGCCCCUUACGUCGCCGCCGCCGGUUUCCGGGUCGUCUGCAUUGACUUCCCCGGGCACGGCAGGUCUUCGCACCGGUCCCCCGAUGCCGUCUAUGCCUUCACCGACUACGUCUAUUAUGCGUGGGCGCUGGCGAAGGCGCUCAAGUGGAAGAAAUUUCAAAUCCUCGGCCAUUCUCUCGGGGCGGGCAUUGGCCUUGCCUUGGCCGGGACAUACCCGGAGCUGGUCACGCGGAUCGUCUGCGUAGAAACCUUAGGAAUCAUCUCCAAACCCGCCGACUCCGCCCCCACCACCUUGAGAGAAGCGAUCAGGCAACGUGCCACCCUGGUGGAGGUCAUGCGCAAGUCGGAGGAGAGGGCGGAAGGGAAGAAAGGGGAAAUAGGGGUGGGCAACAAGGUAUACGCGUCCGUGGAGGAGGCCAUCCAGGCCCGUCUGAACACGGUUGGCAAGCUACCCGGAGCACAGACCUUGGAGGCCUCUUCGGCGGCGAUUUUGAUCGGUCGGGGAGCGGGGCCUGCCGCCACGCCUCAUGCGGCGGACCUGGUGCCGGGGGAGGGCGGGGGGGAGGGAGGGGUCCGCUUUCGCCACGACCAACGCUUGGCCGCCUCGGCGCACAUUUACUUGACGGAAGAGCAGUCCCGCGCGUUUUUGAUGGCAAGUCGAUGCCCGGUGUUGUUGCUUCGGGGAGAAGAGGGUUGGCCGGCGGCCUCCCCCGAGGAGGAAAUAUUGCGCGAAGCCGCUUUGGGCCCCCGGUUGACCGUGUUGAGAGUCCCGGGGAGCCACCAUCUGCACCUAGACGCCAGCACCUGCACUGAAGAUGCGGUGAUGCGGCCAAUAGUGAGGUUUUUGGAGGAAGGGAGGGAAGGGAUAUAG